Triplophysa dalaica is the source of this 2858-nucleotide messenger RNA. It is a transcript of the gene dpp3, whose product is annotated as dipeptidyl-peptidase 3. Gene Ontology annotation, biological process: proteolysis. NCBI's taxonomy places the organism in Eukaryota, Metazoa, Chordata, Actinopteri, Cypriniformes, Nemacheilidae. Gene Ontology annotation, cellular component: cytoplasm. The record is from RefSeq and is a predicted model, not a curated record. The coding region runs from base 104 to 2284 and encodes 726 amino acids. Gene Ontology annotation, molecular function: metalloexopeptidase activity; dipeptidyl-peptidase activity. The transcript is spliced from 18 exons.
GAAUGAGUAGCGGAAGUAAAUUCAGACACUGGUGCUGCGUUUUGACAGGACUGGACACACAAUUCAGUGAAAAAAGACCAAGCUGCCUGUAGACUGAACUGAAAUGGUGGACUCUCAGUACUACCUCCCAAAUGACAUUGGGAUCUCUGCUCUGGACUGUCGGGAGGCUUUCAAGCUUCUCUCACCCAAGGAGCAGUUGUAUGCACACUACCUCUCUCGGGCGUCCUGGUACGGUGGCCUGGCUGUGUUGAUUCAGACGUCCCCCGAGUCUGCCAACAUCUACGUACUUCUGCAAAAAAUAUUCCGCAAACAGGCGCCGGCAAAGCUUGAGGCAGUGGCGACUGCAGCCAAACUGAGCGCAGAGGAAUAUCAGGCCUUCCUCGUAUUUGCUGCCGGGCUUUAUGCAAACAUGGGGAACUACAAAUCAUUUGGGGACACCAAAUUCAUUCCCAAUCUACCAAAGGAUAAAUUCAAGGCCCUGCUCUGGGAGAGUCAGGCCUUCAAGGAGAACCCUGGUGAGAUGGAGGCGCUGUGGAACAAUUGCUCCCAGUCCCUCUACUCCCUGGAGGACAAGGAGAAACAGCUUGGAUUGGGGGAGAAGGGAAUCACAACAUACUUCUCAGGGAAUUGCUGCUUGGAAGACGCAGAGUUUGCUCAGAAAUUUCUGGACUCUAAGAACCUGAGUGCCUACAACACCCGCCUGUUCAAGACGGAAGUAGACGGGAAACGUUGCUAUGAGGUGCGUUUGGCAUCUGCUGUGAAGAAAGACUGUGCUGUUGAGGGUGAAGGCGAAACUUCUUGUGGCAGAUAUGAAUUCGAGGAUGGAGUAUUUUCUGUUAAGAGGGGCGAUUAUGCCUUUCUUAUGGAGAAAGUGAGCCAGAACUUGGAGAAAGCCAAGGAUUAUGCGGCCGAUGAGAAUCAGAAGAGAAUGCUGGAGGAGUAUGUUCGCAGUUUCACAUUUGGCUCCUUGGAAGCCCACAAAGAAGGGUCACGUUAUUGGAUCAAAGACAAAGGACCUAUUGUGGAGAGUUACAUUGGUUUUAUUGAGAGCUACAGAGAUCCAUUUGGCUCCAGGGGUGAAUUUGAAGGUUUUGUUGCCGUAGUGAACAAGGCCAUGAGCACUCGCUUUUCUAAGUUGGUAAGCUCGGCCGAGAUCCUGCUUCCAGAGUUGCCCUGGCCGUCAGCCUUUGAGAAGGACCGAUUUCUCAAGCCAGACUUCACCUCUCUGGAUGUACUUACCUUUGCUGGCAGCGGCAUCCCGGCAGGAAUCAACAUUCCAAACUAUGAUGACAUCAGACAGACAGAAGGUUUCAAGAACGUGUCUCUCGGAAAUGUACUGGCAGUGGCAUAUGCAACACAGAAAGACAAGCUCACCUUUCUGGAGGAGAAAGAUAAGGACCUGUAUAUCAAAUGGAAAGGGCCUUCUUUUGAAGUGCAGGUGGGGCUCCAUGAGCUGCUGGGUCAUGGCAGCGGGAAGCUCUUUGUUCAGGAUGAAAAGGGAGCCUUUAACUUUGAGCAAACUGCAGUUCGUAAUCCCGAAACAGGGGAACUGAUCUCAAGCUGGUAUAAGGGAAGCGAGACGUGGGACAGCAAGUUCUCCACUAUCGCCUCUUCCUACGAGGAGUGUCGAGCUGAGUGCGUAGGUCUCUACCUGUGUCUCAACAAACAAGUGCUCAGUAUUUUCGGGCAUGAGGGGGAGGAUGCAGAGGAAGUGGUUUAUGUGAACUGGCUGACUAUGGUGCGUGCCGGUCUGCUUGGGUUGGAGUUCUACACACCAGAGAGCAAGAGCUGGAGACAGGCACACAUGCAAGCCCGCUUUGUGAUUUUGCGGGUUCUCCUGGAGGCCGGAGAGGGGCUGGUUGGCCUGAAAGAGUGCACAGGAGCAGACGGAAGGCCGGAUGCUAUUAUAACGUUGGACCGCAGCAAGAUCACCACAGUGGGCAAGAGUGCCAUCCAGAGGUUCCUGUGUAAACUGCAGGUGCAUAAAUCCACAGCUGAUGUAGAGGGAGGAAGGGCUCUUUAUGAAGGUUACUCUGCAGUCACUUCUGAUGGCCCAAUGGACUUCCUGAAGUUCAGAGAAACUGUGCUGCUCCGCAAGGAAGCUCGAAAGAUGUUUGUCCAGGCCAACACUCGCAUCAAAGACGAUUCUGUAGAGCUAGAAGAAUAUGAAGGCAGCGCUGCAGGGCUGAUCCAGUCCUUUGUUGAACGCUUCCCUGAAGAUGCAAAGGAGGUAGAGGCCCAGCUUCUAGAAAUGGGCUCCUGUGAUGCCACCUUCUGGUGCUAAGAAGCCAGAGCAUUCUGGGAACUGUCAAAUUAGUAUUAACCACAUUGAGCCACAGAAACCACAUACAUUUUUUGAGAGAUGAACAAAAGUCUGCAAACUAAGGGAUUGGAAGUUCUUACAAAAUGCUUUACAUGAAGGAGAAAGAAACCUACAUCUGAACACAGAAAGACACAUGUAUAACACCUAGCGCUUUACCUUCCCCAUCACACUCUUAUAAACGGUUGUUUUGUCUUCAUUUUAUGAGAAGUUUCUUUUCCUGUGUUUGGAUGCAUUCCAUCGCACACUUCCCACACAAGCCUGUGAAAGCACUGACAAGAGUGAACUUGCUGUGUGAGGGAGGAAUUUGUGUAAUCUCGACUCAAAAUACACUUUUCAACUUUAAUAGAAACAAACUCUGCAGAAACUAGAGAUGAAAUGGUUCAUUAUCCAACUGACUGUUUUCUAGGGGAAAUGGUACAGUAAAGUCUCAUUUUUAACAAGACUUUUGGUUCCUCAAAGGAUGUCGUGUCAAAGUGUUCAGUGUUUUUGUGGACAAGCAACGGUUCCUACCAAAUAAAAUUAAUUCAUCUUUGAA